AUGUUGAGAAGUGAGAAAACUCUGACCUGUGCACCUUGCAAUAACAAUGUAGGGUUCCUGCAAAGGACCAACAGCCUGGAAGACAAGGGCCGGAUUGUCAGCUCCCUGAAGGAAAGGCAGUCUUCCAAGAGCCUGCUGGUGUCUGAGAAUAGCGAGAAGGAAUCCAGGUUCCGCCGCACUGAGACGGACUUCUCCAAUUUGUAUGCCAGAGAUUUGCUGCCCGCCAAGAAUGGCGAGGACCAAACUGUGCAGUUCCUGCUGGAGGUUGUGGACAUUCUUCUCAACUACGUGAGGAAGACAUUUGACAGAUCCACCAAAGUGUUGGACUUUCACCACCCACAUCAGCUCCUGGAGGGUAUGGAGGGCUUCAACCUGGAACUGUCGGAUAACCCCGAAUCCCUGGAGCAGAUCCUGGUGGACUGCCGGGACACACUGAAGUAUGGAGUGAGGACAG
Messenger RNA from Merops nubicus (carmine bee-eater), 454 nucleotides. Its product is annotated as glutamate decarboxylase 1-like. Gene Ontology annotation, cellular component: cytoplasm; presynaptic active zone. The record is from RefSeq and is a predicted model, not a curated record. Gene Ontology annotation, biological process: GABA biosynthetic process. The annotation marks the transcript as partial. NCBI's taxonomy places the organism in Eukaryota, Metazoa, Chordata, Aves, Coraciiformes, Meropidae. Gene Ontology annotation, molecular function: glutamate decarboxylase activity. The transcript is spliced from 2 exons.